UCAUCGUAUAACAUCCUCCGCCGAUUGCUGGUUGUACAACAUUGUGUGCUAGUAUGAAACGUUAACUAGUUACCAUUUUGUUCAUAAUUUAUAUAUUUUUAUUUGUCUCACAAUAGUUGUCAUUAUUUUUUUUCCAAAAAUUGCAAGAAUUUUGAAUAUCUUGAUUUAAUUGCAUAACAUUGUCAAUUGAUAAAUAUUGGUCUCGCCAUUUUUAUAUUAUAGUAUUUAAGUACUAAAUUAUAUGUAUACUUUUAAUCUAUUCAUGUUUUAUUUUUUUAUAAUAUGAAGUCGUUUUGUAAAAAUUCAAGUAUGAAAAUAUUUGGUAUUUUUACGUUACUUUUUGGUCUUGUACAUGGUAUAAAUGAUAUUUUGCAAUUAAGCCAAGGAAAGAUACAAGGGAGUAUUUUGAUUUCGAGAAGUGGAAGAAAAUUCAACGCAUUUCAGGGAAUACCGUAUGCCAAACCACCUAUUAGCGAUCUUAGAUUUGAGGAUCCAGUACCCGCAGAUCCAUGGGUAGGUAUUUUCAAUGCUACUAUUGAACCACAAGUGUGUAUUCAGAGGAAUUUAUUCUAUUAUCAAGAAGUCGAUAAUCUUGUCGGUGCGGAGGAUUGUCUAUAUCUCAACGUGUACACUCCAAAGAUACCAAAAAAUGGUGAUAAAGAGCUUCUUCCAGUUAUGGUUGCGAUAGCCGUAGGUGGUUAUUUUGCGGAUGGUGGAGGUUUAAGUUUGUACGGUCCUCAGUAUUUAUUAGAUAAGGAUAUAGUUCUAGUUACCAUGAAUUACAGACUUGGUAUACUCGGCUUUCUAAGUACUGAAGAUGAGGUUUUGCCGGGUAAUUAUGGCAUGAAAGAUCAAGUCUUAGCAUUGAAAUGGGUCAAAAAUAAUAUUGAAAAAUUUGGUGGGGACCCAAAAAUAGUAACAUUAUUUGGUCGAAGUGCUGGUGUCGGAUUGCAUAUGUUAUCACCUAUGAGUAAAGGACUGUUUCAUAAAGCAAUUAUAUCUAGUGGAACGCCAUUAAAUUUAUGGGGAGUAUCUCCACCAGGCUGGGCUAAACGGAGAGCUUCAGCUAUAUCCACUUUUGCUGGAUGUCCUAUGGAGCAAAAAAAAAUGGUUCAAUGUUUAAAACAAGUGCCUGUCGACGUAUUAGUGAAUUUAUACAAUAAUAUUUUUGAAUGGAGAAAUUAUCCAAUUAUUAAUUUCAUGCCUGUAGUUGAAAAUUGUAAUAAAAAAAAAGAAUCGUUUUUGUGUAAAUAUCCUUUGCUUGACUUUAAAGAAGAAUCUAAAGUUCCAGUAUUAAUGGGAAUGACUUCUGGAGAGGGUGGUAUUUUUGCUUCUCGAAUGUAUAAUGAAACUGAUCUUGUGUAUACAGAGUUCUUAGGCGAUUUUGAUCAUUACAUAUCGUCAUUGUUUCAUUAUAGAUAUACGACAAUGUAUACAGAUAUUUCAGUAAUUGGGGAUAAGAUAUUUGAACGAUACUUUCCUGACGGUACUUUUGAAGACCCAUUGAAUGCUGUUAAAAUGUUUUCAGGUGGAUUAAUUUUACAUGGUGUUUUCAAAAUGGCAGUUGAGCUGUCAUCACCAGUUUAUUAUUACAUAUAUGAUCAUUUGAAUUAUGUAUCAUUUAAUUCGUUUUAUGGACCAUAUCCAUUUCCGAAAAAACUAGGUGUAACGCAUGCUGAUGAUACCACUAGUCUAUUUUUAAGAGCAGGACUGGAAGAAUUACAAGGAGAGGACCUCAGUGUUUCAAUACUGAUGGUUGAUAUAUGGACAAAUUUUGCUACCAAAGACGUUCUCACUAUUGAUGGCACCAAUAAAGGAGAAAAAUGGCCAACAUUUAAUACCAAUAAAUAUGAAUUUGUUUUAAUCAAUUCUAGUCGUCCUAUAAUAUGUGAGAGACCGUACGUAGAAGAGUACGAAUUUUGGAAUGAUUUGCCACUAUUGUCUGGAUUGAAUUAUUGCAAAUGUAAACAGGGACUGACUGGGCCGCUGUGCUAUUGUACAUCUGCACAGCAGAAUAUGGAAAUAUUUCUUAUUUUUACGUUACUUUUCGGAUUUGUAUUUGGCGCAGAUGAAGUGAUACAAUUAGACCAAGGGAAGUUGAUUGGUGGUACUUUAAUAACAAGAAAUGGACGACAAUUCAAAGCGUUUCAGGGAAUACCUUAUGGUAAAUCACCAACUGGUGAUCUUAGGUUUAAGGACCCAGUACCAGCAGAACCGUGGAUAGGCGUAUUAAAUGCUACUACUGAGCCACAAGUAUGUAUCCAGAGGAAUUUGUUUUAUUAUCAACAAGUGGACGUUCUAGUCGGUUCAGAGGACUGUCUAUAUUUGAAUGUGUAUACUCCAAAAAUUCCAAAAAAGGGUGAUAGAGAAUUGCUUCCAGUUAUGGUUUGGAUUGCUGGUGGUGGUUAUUUUGCGGGUUCAGGAGGUAUAAGUUUAUACGGUCCUCAAUAUUUGUUAGACAAGGAUAUACUUCUAGUUACUAUGAAUUACAGACUUGGAAUUCUAGGGUUUUUAAGUACUGAGGACGAUGAUUUGCCUGGUAAUUAUGGUAUGAAAGACCAAGUCUUAUCUCUAAAAUGGGUACAAAAAAAUAUCGAGAAAUUUGGCGGAGACCCAACAAAAGUUACAAUAUUUGGACAAAGUGCUGGAAGUGCUUCUGUUGGUUUACAUUUGUUAUCUCCAAUGAGCAAAGGGCUGUUUCACAAAGCAAUCAUGGAAAGUGCAUCACCAUUAAAUCUUUGGGGUGUAACUCCGCCGGGAUAUGCUAAACGAAGAGCUUCAGCUGUUUCCACUAUUACUGGAUGCCCUAAAGAGCCAAAACAAAUGAUUAAAUGUUUGAAAGAAGUACCUGCAAAAGUGUUGGUGAACAUUUAUAACAACUUUUUUGAAUGGAGAAAUUAUCCAAUUAUUAAUUUCAUGCCUGUUGCUGAAAAUUGUAAUAUACUAAAAAAAUCGUUUUUAUGCAAAUAUCCUUUGAUUGACUUUAAUCAAAUAUCAAAAGUUCCAGUUAUAAUUGGAAUGAACACUGGCGAGGGUGGUAUUUUUGCUUCUCGAAUGUAUAAUGCAACUGAUCUUGUGUAUACUGAGUUGAAAGAAGAUUUCGAUCAUUAUGUAUCUUCAUUUUUACAGUAUAGAUAUACUACUAAGUAUUCAGAUAUUCCAGUAAUUGGUGACAAAAUAUUUGACCGAUAUUUUCCUGAUGGAACUUUGAAUAAUCCUUUGGAUGCUGUUAAGAUGAUUUCAGGUGGACUAAUUUUACAAGGUGUUUUCAAAAUGGCAGUUCAGCUGACAUCACCAGUUUAUUAUUAUAUAUAUGAUCAUCUGAAUUAUGUUUCAUUUAAUUCAGUGUAUGGACCUUACCCAUUUCCAAAAAAAUUAGGAGUAACGCACGCUGAUGAAAUAACCAGUCUGUUUUAUACAACCGAACGUGGAGAUUUGCAAGGUGAAGACCUCAAUGUAUCAAAUCUUAUGGUGAACAUUUGGACAAAUUUCGCCAGCACCGACGUUGUUACAAUUGAUGGUACACAAAAAGGAGAAAAAUGGCCCACAUUUGAUACCAAAAAAUACGAAUUUGUUUUGAUAAAUACAAGUAUUCCUGUAAUUAAAGAAAGGCCAUAUGUUGAUGAAUAUGAAUUUUGGAAUAGCUUGCCACUUUUAUCUGGAUUGAAUGGGUCUCAAGGAUCAGCUAAAACUGUAUUUUAAUUUUUAAGUUCAUAAAUUAAACAUAUUUGUAUUUAGAUAGUUUGGGUAUUAGACUUUUUAGUAUAAAAAAUUAAUUUAUAA
Rhopalosiphum padi (bird cherry-oat aphid) is the source of this 3783-nucleotide messenger RNA. RefSeq lists its product as uncharacterized. Lineage: Eukaryota; Metazoa; Arthropoda; Insecta; Hemiptera; Aphididae. The transcript is spliced from 20 exons. The record is from RefSeq and is a predicted model, not a curated record. The coding region runs from base 283 to 3702 and encodes 1139 amino acids.